Molecule: messenger RNA, 3744 nt
Organism: Thermochaetoides thermophila DSM 1495
Lineage: Eukaryota; Fungi; Ascomycota; Sordariomycetes; Sordariales; Chaetomiaceae
Exons: 1
Coding region: 1-3744 (1247 amino acids)
Biological process (GO): positive regulation of establishment of bipolar cell polarity regulating cell shape
Cellular component (GO): plasma membrane of growing cell tip
Molecular function (GO): protein binding
Source: RefSeq, a predicted model, not a curated record
AUGCGGUUAUCUUUCGCGCGGCGCCAGGCCGCUCCCAGCUAUGCGACCGCUUCCCUGAUUCCUUUCACCAUCUCUCUUCUUUCCUCUGUCGCUGUGUCCCCGGCAACCGCCAUCACUUUCAACCCCGUUCCAUCCGCAAACCUCGACCUUUCGAGACUCGGCCGGGUAGCUUUCGCUGGCGACUUUACGGGUAUCUCCUUGUACCAAUUCGAGGGACAGAGCGAGCAUCCCUAUCGCACCAAUGGCAGCGAGCAGCUCCUUGCGCGAAUGCCCAAUGGCGUGUUAGCGCCCAUCAUCGACACCGACGCGACAAUACGCGCUAUGUGCACUCUCGACACGAACAACGGCACCGUGGUCGUUCUAGGCGGCAACUUCACCAGUAUCCGACGCUCUGACCAUGACGGCAGGGCUCUCGAGUCGACUGGCAUGGCCUUGUUCGACCCGGCCACCGCCACUGUCACACCACUCCCUGGGUUGACUGGCCAAGUUAACGCCCUCUACUGCGACCAGAAGAGCAAGACUGUGUACGUGGGAGGAACCUUCGUCAACGCUAACUCGACCAAUGCCGUUGCCUGGCAGCCAGGUAAGGGCUGGAUCAAUCUGCCGUUUGCAGGUUUUAACGGCCCUGUGACGUCCAUCACCAAGGCCCCCAAUGGCAACGUUAUUUUUGGGGGUAGCUUCACAGGUCUAGGAAACACGAGCACUCCAAGCACUCCCGACAGCCAAGUCAUCAACCUCGGAUCCGCACAUAUUACUGGCGUUUCCUCGACCACCGUUGGCGGUUUCAGCGACCCGCGCGCCAUCAUCUGCAAGAGAGCCGGCGAGGAUGGCCCCGGCAAUACGUGGCUGUUGCACGAUAACACCCCAGGAGCGUGGCAGGCAAGGUUCCGAUUUGGGUUCCGGCCGACGAAGUUGCGUCUGUACAACGCUCACCAAGACGGCCGAGGCACGAAGACGUGGCGAUUUACGGCGCUCCCUAUCAACGGCAUCAUGAACUUCACCUACAUCGACCCUGAGACCGGCCAGAACGCGAGCUGCACGAACCAAUGCCCAUUGAGCCACAACAAGUCUGUGCUCUUCCAGGACUUCCACUUCGUCAAUGAGAUUGGUAUGAACGAGUUCCGCAUUGACAUCUCGGAGUGGUAUGGCGCUGGCGGUGGUCUGAAUGGCAUCGAGUUAUUCGGCGACGAUAUCUUCGCCUAUGCUAUCAACGACUUUAACGAACCAACUUGUGCCGGUAUCAAGUUCCCUUCGCAAGCCACUGCCACCGGCCCGUGGUAUGUAUCGCCAUCUCGUGAGAGUAACACCGAGUAUCUGUCUGCGCAGCUCAUGGCCCCAAUCACCGAGUCUUCUGCCUCGGUUGUUUUCGAACCGGAUAUCAAGGAGUCGGGUUAUUACGCAGUCAACCUCUACACUCCUGGCUGUCUUCAGGACAACAGCUGCACAACUCGUGGGCAGAUUAGAAUUACUGGUAAAAUGACGGCAGACCCGACAAAGAGCCAGCCGAUCGAGGUUGACCUCUAUCAAACUAACAACUUCGACAAGUACGACCAAAUCUAUCUCGGCUACAUUGACGCCAGCUCAGACAGUUUCCGGCCCGCCGUUACCAUGACCCCUCUGGCUGGCCAGCCCCUAAAUGUUAUGACGUUUGUGGCCCAGCGCGUUGGCUUCACUCUAAUUAAUAGCACUGGUGGCCUUAAUGGGCUAUACGAGUACGAGCCAGGCAAGCGCGUGAAUGCCAAUGAGUUUGUCAAGUCCGCUUUCAACCGCCUAGGGUCCAGCUUCACAUCCGGUUCAGCCGUCAGCGCUCUGGCCGCUUCCAGCGAUGCCACUUAUAUCGCAGGAAAUUUCAGCUCUUCUAGUGCUCGCAAUAUUGUUGCUUUGAGGGCAAGCGAUGCCAGUAUCCAAUCUCUGGAUGGUGGUCUAAACGGCAAGGUCGACUCCAUGUUCCUUGAUGGUACCAGUUUAUUUGUCGGCGGGUCCUUCACCAGCACCAUGGACAAUUCGACUAAGGGACUGAACAACGUCGCUGUCUACGACACCGUCAAGGACACGUGGAGCCCUCUCGGAGCUGGAGUCAACGGCCAUGUACGGCGCGUGGUGGGCAUGACGAUGAAUAUUACUGGCUCAACUCCCGAGGUCGUCGUCAGUGUUAGUGGCGUUUUUAACCAGACCCUUCCGUUCAGCAACAACCCGGCUGUUGAAGUGGAUGGGCUUGCUGUCUGGGUUCCUUCCCAAAACAACUGGUUGCAGAACUUGGACCUGCCUGUCGAGUAUAUCCAGGGCAUUCUGUCAGCUUCAAUCCUCAACUUCACUGGUGGGCCGUCACUUUAUGCGGGCUCGGUCUCGUCGUUUAGCCUGGCUACCAAGGGCGCUGCGAUUUUGCAAGGCGAGACUCUCGGCCGAGUGGCUGUGGACAUCCGCCGGUCUAUGGACUCAAUAAUCUCGAAGAAGCAGGAUGGUGACUCAACGACCGAUGUUAUUAACGGCGUCGUUGCUGGGGUCUUUGAUACCAGAAACGGCAGGAACCUUACCAUCCUUGCAGGCCACUUUACCGCGACAGCAACUAACGGCUCAACGAUUCACAACCUGCUCAUCCUGGAUGGUUCGAAGGAAGACGAGGUUAUUGGUAUUGGCGGCCAAAUCGCAUCCAAUUCUACUUUUGAGGCUCUUGCAAUUCACGGUGAUGUGCUCUUUGCCGGUGGCAGGGUGACAGGCAAUGUGAACGGUGUUGAAGUCAACGGUCUCGUCACUUAUAACCUUGCAACUAGGGCGUUUAACACCCAGCCCCCUGCUCUCACUGGUGGCAAUGGCACCGUCACAUCGAUCGCUGUACGUGACAGCACCGGUGAUGUCUAUGUUGGCGGCACGUUCCAGUUGGCCGGAUCCCUCGAGUGCCCCGGUGUCUGCUUCUACAGCACGUCUGCUUCACAGUGGAACCAAGCUGGCCAGAACCUCGAAGGAUCCGUCAGCUCUCUGAUGUGGGCUACUAACAACAUCCUACUAGCUGGCGGUAACCUUCUUAUCAACGGCACUACCCCGUCCUUCCUCGCCCACUAUGAUGCGACACAGCAAGCUUGGGAUACCUACCCCGGCGCUGAUCAGCUCCCAGGCCCAGUUACAGUUAUUACUGCCGGCACUAGCGACGGCGGCCAGGUCUGGGUCUCGGGUGUCUCAUCGGAUGGCACACCGUAUCUCAUGAAGACCGACGGGUCCGGUACCUGGCAGCGCGCUGGUCAGUCCAUUCUCAUGCCGGGCACAACCAUCCGUGGCCUGCAAAUUCUCUCCCUCGCCAAGUCCCACCCGGAUUCCCCUCUUCUUCAUCGCGAUGAAGCCCUCCUUCUUACCGGCUCCAUCCUUCUUUCCAACUUCACCGGCUCUACUGCUUCGGCCGUUCUCUUUGACGGCACCUCUUUUACCCCUUACGCCCUCACCACCAACGUCGGCAACCAGCCCGGCAGCAUCUCCCGCAUCUUCUCGGAACGCUCCGAUUUCUUCGCCAAGGGCCGUGGCCGCAUGCCACUGGUGUUUGUGGUGCUUAUUUCGCUGGCCAUCUCGCUUGGCCUGGUGCUCCUCAUCGUCGUUGCGGGCUUGGUACUCGACCGUAUCCGCAAGAAGCGCGAGGGCUAUGUCCCUGCGCCCACGAGCAUGUAUGAUCGUGGUAGCGGCAUCCAACGUAUCCCGCCCGCUGAGUUGCUUGAGGGGCUUGGAAGAGGUAAAGCAGCAGCUGCGCCGAAGGUCUAG